Messenger RNA from Leptopilina boulardi, 2051 nucleotides. Its product is annotated as zinc finger and BTB domain-containing protein 24-like. Gene Ontology annotation, molecular function: protein binding. Gene Ontology annotation, biological process: regulation of transcription by RNA polymerase II. Gene Ontology annotation, cellular component: nucleus. Lineage: Eukaryota; Metazoa; Arthropoda; Insecta; Hymenoptera; Figitidae. The coding region runs from base 313 to 1422 and encodes 369 amino acids. The record is from RefSeq and is a predicted model, not a curated record. The transcript has 6 exons.
CGAAGUGUACAGUCCCCCACUGAUAUCAGUCGAGCCUUGUACGCAGGGAGAUAUAGCUUGUGUGGUGCCCCUUCAACACAUUUACUUAAAUAAUCGCUAUUCCGCCGUUCAAUACAUUUUUACAGUGCCCCCUUUCAGCAAUAUUUUAUUAUCGGUCUUUUUGUUUACUCAUUGAAUCUUUUAUUGUUCUGUCACUGGACAAUUUAAUAUUAUACGCGUUUUAAUAAUAUAGGUUAAAAAAAGGAGUAGUGAAAUAUAUACUAAAAUAAACAUCACUGCGAGUUUCAACAAAAUUCAUAAAUAUCCAGAAUCAUGGUGGAGAAAACAUUUAACUUGACGUGGAAUAAUCAUUUGGCAAAUUUAUCAGGAUUAUUUGAAGAGCUCUACAAAAAUGGAAUACUUACAGAUACAACUUUGGCAUGUCAAGAUGGCAUAUUAAAAGCACAUAAGCUCGUUUUGGCAGCAUGUAGUCCAUACUUUGAAAGAGUUUUUAAAGAACAUUAUGGCGACCAACCCAUACUUAUAUUAAAAGGUGUUCCAAUGGAAGAGAUGGAAUGUCUUCUUCAUUUUAUGUAUCGUGGUUCCAUUGAUGUAACUGAAGAAAAUUUACCCUCUCUAAUUAGUAUCGCCACAGAAUUAGAAAUAAGAGGUUUAUCCGCAGAUCACCAAAGUGAAAUAUCAAAUGCUUACUUUAAUAUGAAGCAAGAUAAUUCUAAAAGUCAAAAAUUAAAUUAUACACACGACACAAUUGCAAAUAGUAAUAAUUUAAGGUCUGAUGAUUCAAAUUCUGCCGAACAUGUUAAAGUUGAAGAAGUUGAAGUCGAAGACGACCCAAUGAUUUUGGAUAAUCCUGAAGAUAAUUUUGAAGAUUCACUACCACUAGCUAGUAAAUGUAUGUCUACUCAUGAUCAAAACAUCGCCAUUCCCAAUUUUCCUGCUACAAGCGUCUAUGAUAUUGCAUCUGGAAGCAAUUUUAUUCAAACAGUUAAUGCAGAAUACACAAUGAAACGAAAAGAUGACUUACAAGAAAAACAAAAAGCAAAACGUGUUUGUAAAUGGAUUGGAAGUCAGGAAGUAGAAAAAAUUAAUAUUGAAGAGAUUUUGAAUGCUUCAGCUAAAGGAAAAAGUAUUAUACGAUAUUAUCAAACAAAUAAUUUGUUAAAUGCAGAAUGCCGUUCUAAACUAGUACAAAUUGUUGGAGAUAAACUUCUCGCAGUCCAAAGAAACCCCACUAGACAUGAUUUUGAAUUGAUAGAUCAGAAAAUUAGACAAUUAUUCCCCUCAGAGGCUCAAUAUGUUUAUUUUAUUCCUUCAAAAUUAAAUGGUUUAAAGCAAAAAAAUCACGAAGGAAAAUUACCUAAUUAUAUAAGAAAUGUGAAAUAUCGUUGUGACAAAUUAGAAAAAUCAAUGGCUGAAACAUAAUUGAGGGCCAUGAAAUAUUGUCUGGAGCCAAUGAUUUAAAUCUGAUGAGGAUAUUUAUAUAUACUCCUUUAUGUGAAUAUUAUAAAGAUUUACCAAGUACUGAAACUAGUCGCAGGAUAUAUAUAUAAAAAAUAAAUUUGCCAAAAGUUGAUUUUUAAACGUCAACAAAAAAUAUAUAUAUAAAAUUUCGCUGCUUUAGUUUCUCACUGGACUUUAAUAAAUUAAAGUAAAACUUCCUAAUUCCUUUGGAGUGAAAGCCAGAGGAUGUGUUUUUUUUUUUUUUUUUUUUUUUUUUUGCAAAGAAGAAACCAUUCCAGAAUUGUUUCUAAAAAAAAAAAAAAUUUACUUAAAUAAUAAUGAGUGAAAAGAAAAAUAACUAUCUUGGAUGAAUACUAUUGAUUUGACCACAACUAAUUAUAUCAAGAAAGAUAGUUUUUGACAGUUGGGACAAGAGUUUUUUUUUUUAAUGCGUGCAGUAUUAUAUAUAAAUAUAUAUAUUUAAACUUUUUAAUUUUUAAAAUGGUUUAUGUUUGUUUCUUAUGUAAAUAUUAUAAACUUCGUAAUUGUGUUAAAAAAUUUGUAAAAACCCAAAUGGAAAUAUAAUGAAAUAAAUAUUAUUAUUAUUAUUA